This is a messenger RNA of Jatropha curcas, 986 nucleotides long. Its product is annotated as glutathione S-transferase PARB. Lineage: Eukaryota; Viridiplantae; Streptophyta; Magnoliopsida; Malpighiales; Euphorbiaceae. Gene Ontology annotation, molecular function: glutathione transferase activity; glutathione binding. The record is from RefSeq and is a predicted model, not a curated record. Gene Ontology annotation, cellular component: cytoplasm. Gene Ontology annotation, biological process: glutathione metabolic process.
AAUUAUUUUAAUUAAUUUGAUGGAUGUAUUUAAUUAGACCACUUGUGUGGAAAGGAGAAGGCCGUCUCCACCCUUUCACCCAUUAAAUUCCGUCCAGGACUCAGCUUCUAGACAGAACCAUCAAUCAAAUCCUCUUCUUUGUUGUUCAAUCUUCAUCAUCCCACUUCAAUCAUGGCUGUCAUCAAAGUCCAUGGAAACCCUAUUUCAACCGCUACACAGAGAGUUCUAGCUACCCUCUACGAGAAAGAUUUAGAAUUUGAGUUUGUUCAUAUCGAUCUUGCCACGGGAGAGCACAAGAGGGAGCCUUUCAUUUCCCUAAAUCCAUUUGGUCAAGUCCCAGCUCUAGAACACGGAGAUCUCAAGCUCUUUGAAUCAAGGGCAAUUACCCAAUACAUUACCCAUGAGAAUCCUGACAAGGGAACCCAGCUUCUUUGCCCAGGCAAGGUCAAGAUGCCAAUAUUAACAGUUUGGAUGGAAGUGGAGGCUCAAAAAUUUGAACCAGCAGCCUCAAAGCUCAACUGGGAAGUGUUUUUGAAGCCAAUUUUUGGUUUGACAACGGAUUCAGCUGCAGUAGAGGCGAAUGAAGCUGAGCUUUCUAAGGUUCUUGAUGUUUAUGAGGCAAGACUAGCUCAAUCUAAGUACUUGGCUUGUGAUUGCUUCACUUUGGUAGAUCUACACCACUUGCCUAACUUACAGCUGCUGUUAUUGACACAAAGCAAGAAAUUGAUCGAGUCAAGACCUCAUGUUAGCGCAUGGGCUGCUGAUAUUACAGCAAGACCAGCUUGGGCUAAGGUUCUUGCUAUGCAGAAGAAGUGAGAGGAGCUGGGGUUGCAUGGCUAUGGUCAUUUCUCUUCCAAUAAUUAAAGCUGUGUUCUAUUUCCCUUUUUUGGUGUCUUCUGCUGUGUGUGUGAUAUCAAUCUUCACGCGGAGAUUGAUUAUGUCGGUCUUACAUUUUAAAUAAAGUUUCUAGAAUUUUAUUAGUUUUU